Orbilia oligospora ATCC 24927 is the source of this 1887-nucleotide messenger RNA. RefSeq lists its product as uncharacterized. The transcript has 6 exons. Gene Ontology annotation, cellular component: nucleus. Bases 1 to 1887 code for a protein of 628 amino acids. Gene Ontology annotation, biological process: regulation of mRNA splicing, via spliceosome. Gene Ontology annotation, molecular function: zinc ion binding; mRNA binding. NCBI's taxonomy places the organism in Eukaryota, Fungi, Ascomycota, Orbiliomycetes, Orbiliales, Orbiliaceae. The record is from RefSeq and is a predicted model, not a curated record.
AUGUCGCGCAGAAACCCCAUGGGCAUGACCGGUACGAAUAAUGUACCACUCGGCACUCGUCGUCGCUUUGGCGAACGAGGCGACGAGGAUUCCGUGUCCCCACCUCCCCCUCCCUCACAGGGAGGAGGAGCCGAGUCGUUCCCGGUCUCUAUCAGCAGUCUUUCUGAAGGCGCCCCUCCUAAGAGAGGGAGAUCGCCUGUUAGAGAGGUGGAGUUGAAUAAUGACGGAACGCGUAAGAGGAAGAAGAAGAAUCGAUGGGGUGAUGCUGUGGAUAAUAAAGCUGCAGGUCUUGUGGGGCUUCCUACCAAGAUCGAGGCUGCAAUGACCUCGGAACAGUUGGAGGCCUAUACGUUGCAUCUUCGUAUUGAGGAAAUCACUCAGAAACUUCGGAUUAACGACGUCGUUCCUGCUGAUGGUGAUAGAUCUCCUUCUCCACCACCUCAGUACGACAACAUGGGUCGUCGUAUCAACACCCGUGAAUACCGAUACAGAAAGCGUCUUGAGGACGAGCGUCACAAACUAGUCGAGAAGGCUAUGAAGGCUAUUCCCAACUAUCACCCACCAUCCGACUAUCGCCGACCCACUAAAACUCAAGAGAAAAUUUACGUUCCGGUGAACGAUUAUCCGGAAAUUAACUUUAUCGGUCUUCUGAUUGGACCUCGUGGUAACACUUUGAAGAACAUGGAAACUCAAUCUGGUGCCAAGAUUGCCAUUCGUGGAAAGGGUUCCGUGAAGGAAGGAAAAGGGAGAAGCGAUGCUGCUCACGCCUCUAAUCAAGAAGAGGAUCUUCACUGCCUCAUCAUGGCUGAUAGCGAGGACAAGGUCAUCAAGGCCAAGAAGCUCAUCAACGAUGUCAUUGAAACUGCCGCUUCCAUCCCUGAAGGUCAAAAUACGUUGAAGAGGAACCAGCUUCGUGAGCUUGCAGCUUUGAACGGUACUCUCCGUGAUGACGAAAACCAGGCCUGCCAGAACUGUGGUCAAAUCGGACAUCGUAAAUACGACUGCCCAGAACAGAGGAAUUUCACAGCCAACAUAAUCUGUCGUGUCUGUGGUAAUGCCGGCCACAUGGCCCGUGAUUGUCCUGACAGACAGCGCGGUGCCUCUUGGAGGAAUGAUGACCGUGGCGGACCUGGAGGUCGCGGUGGAUUUAGUGGCGGCAGCCGUCCGGCCGGUGGCAUAGGAGACGCCGUCGAUCGCGAAUACGAGCAACUCAUGCAAGAACUUUCAGGCGGCGGGGCUGCAGCUAUUGGCGGUGGAACCGAACAACGAGCCAUUGAAGCUGGACCUGGUGGUAACGAAGGCGGUCAGAGCGAAGGUGGGUAUCGUGGCGGUUAUGGCGGUCGUGAUGACCGCGGUGGAUACAAUAACAACAACCAAGAAGGCGGCGAGCGAAACCUCAAGCCCUGGCAAAGAGGCCCUACUGGCGCUGCUGCACCAUGGCAAAAUCGUCCCCCACGUGAAGAUCGCGGUAGCUAUGGCGGUAGUGGUGGCGGCGGCGGCGGCGGUGGUGGCGGCCAUCACCAAAACCGUGACCAUGCUGGAGGUGCUCCACCAUGGGCCGGCGGUAGCGGAGGCGGAGGCGGAGGAAACGACCAUUACGGAGGUCGCGAUCGCGGACAACCACCACCACCCCCUCCUCCUUCACAGGGUUCCGGGUAUACACCUUGGGCUCAAGCCCCCGGUGGCAACUCUUACGGAUCUUAUGGAUCUUAUGGUGCUCCAGGUAUGGGUGCUCCAGGAAUGACAGCUCCACCAGGGAUGUAUGGACAUUAUUCGCAGUACGGACAGGGUGUCCCACCACCUCCACCACCCCCAGAUGCAGGUGCACCACCACCACCACCCCCUCCACCAAGUGAUUCCAUCCCACCACCUCCACCACCAGCUUAG